This is a messenger RNA of Epinephelus moara (kelp grouper), 3210 nucleotides long. Its product is annotated as ubiquitin-conjugating enzyme E2 H-like. Gene Ontology annotation, molecular function: ubiquitin conjugating enzyme activity. The transcript has 7 exons. Gene Ontology annotation, biological process: protein polyubiquitination; ubiquitin-dependent protein catabolic process. Bases 232 to 783 code for a protein of 183 amino acids. The record is from RefSeq and is a predicted model, not a curated record. NCBI's taxonomy places the organism in Eukaryota, Metazoa, Chordata, Actinopteri, Perciformes, Serranidae. Gene Ontology annotation, cellular component: nucleus.
GGCAAGAGUCUCUUCAGGACAGGACACAACUAGGUAAUACUGGCCAGGGAGACACUCAAGAUCCACUGAGAGGAGGAAAAGUGGGCGAUGUUGCAGCUAGGAUCUUGUUUAUGGACACCGUGGGAAGGCUGUAGAUACAGUCCAGAGGGCUUAUAGGUAAUUUCAAGCUGAAAGGUUGAGGUAGUCUCAUCGCCGCAGUAUUUUUAGAUCACUUCUGAAAGGAAUACAAAAAUGUCGUCUCCAAGUCCGGGCAAGAGGCGAAUGGAUACCGACGUGGUGAAACUCAUUGAGAGCAAGCAUGAGGUCACCAUCCUCAGUGGACUGAAUGAGUUUGUGGUCAAGUUCCACGGACCGCCUGGAACGGCGUACGAAGGAGGUGUGUGGAAGGUCCGAGUGGACCUACCGGAUAAAUACCCCUUCAAAUCACCAUCAAUAGGAUUCAUGAAUAAAAUCUUUCAUCCCAACAUUGAUGAAGCGUCAGGAACCGUGUGUUUAGAUGUUAUUAACCAGACAUGGACAGCUCUCUACGACCUGACCAACAUCUUUGAGUCGUUCCUCCCUCAGCUGCUCGCCUACCCCAACCCCAUCGACCCUCUGAACGGGGACGCAGCCGCCAUGUACCUGCACCGGCCGGAGGAUUAUAAACACAAGAUCAAAGAGUACAUCCAGAAGUACGCCACAGAGGAGGCUCUAAAGGAGCAGGAGGAGGGAGGGGGCGACUCCUCUUCUGAGAGCUCCAUGUCAGACUUUUCGGAGGACGAGGCUCAAGACAUGGAGUUGUAGUGAAUGGGGAGAUCCCGUCCCCUUCGCCUCACAACAGACUGUCAUUUCCUAAAGAGCAGAAACUCAGUACUAUAUUCAUAUUUAAACAAGACAAUUUUUUACAGCAACACAAGGAUUUUUAUUGCUACACGAGGAUUUGCAGUAUGAUAUUGCAGAAUAUUAACCCUUACUUAGGAAUUCAUGACCACCUGCCCCGUCGCCCUCCUCUUCACCCCCAAGAGCCUUUUAAAAUCAGAAAGGAGAUCAUCAGUCAUUUCCACAAUUUUCAGUGGCGUCGAUCGAGGCUUUCACACUGCUUGAAGUCCAGACUGAGCAUUGAGGCCGACGCAGGAGGAAGGAGGGCUCAAGUUUUUUUUUUUUUCUUGUCUUUAUUGGACACUUUACUCAACAUCGGACAUCUGACAGAGAACUGCAGCACGACAAUCCGCGAUUCCUGAGCGGUCCCAACUUUAAAAGAGCGUGGAUUCCCAUUUUUGUUUAACGUCACCUUUAUGUUUUUUUGACACUGCUGCCCUGAGGAGUCGCCAUUACAAUCAUCACUUCAGAGGAGCUGAAGGCCACAGUGCGGUCAUGUGUUCAUCGUGUACAGACUGGCGUGGCUGCAGACGGCCUCUCUGACUGGACAAACCUGCUGACACGUCACACACACACACACACACUGUCAAACUACCAAUGCAUCAACCAUGACAACGCCACAGCAUGUGUGUGUUUGUGUCUCUAGGUGUGUGUGUGUGUCUGUGUGUGUGCGUGUGUGUGCGUGUGUGUGCAUGCAUGAAUGUAAUCCAGGGAGAAUCAUGGCGUGUUACAAACCUGUGUUGAACUGACCCCUGAGCAGAAACCAUCAGAGAAGUCUCACAGUCCUGAUGCUUCUCCUCUUCAACACCCAUCUCCUCCUCUUCCUCCUCUCCGUUUUAGGAAAGUGUUUGUCAUUCUCUGAGUAUCUUUGUAUAUUGUGGCAUGACACAGACGUAAAGUUGUGUAGGGCUUUGUGGAGCUGUAGAAAUGGGGAGGAUGCCUGUGCGCCGGGCAGGUUCGGUGGAGAUUAUCCAGGUCCUUGUUGAAUUAUUGAACUUAUUAACUUUGCCUAUUGCUUGUGUUGAACUAUAAUAGGUGUUUGACUUGCGUAGGGAUAGUUAGUUUUUUUUGUUUUUGUUUUUGUUUUGUUUUUGCGGGUGGUGAAUCCUAUCAUAACGUAUUGUUUGAUACUUAUAUAAUACACUAGUUUUAAGACUAACUGUCCUGUAAAGAUGAGGAGAAUUAAUACAUCUCUGUCUGUGGGAUGACUCUUUGUUGAAUCAAAUCCUUCACAGACAUGUUGCACCCCUGCUCCACCUGCACCCCCUUCUUAUGCAAAUGUCUCCAUCAAAGAUGAUUUACGUCGUCAGACAGAAGUGCUCUUUGUUUCAGCCAUUCGACACAGUCGCAUUUACUUUGUCACGCUGUUGAAGGCCUGUUGCUUUUAAAAAUAGUGGGACCAAAUCUAAGGGAUCUACGAGCUUAGUUUCAGAACAAAAAUCCUCCUCAGACUGGAUUUGGGGAUAAAGAGUUUUCACCGAGGUGAGAAGAUAAAUGUUCCUCGAAGUGUCAAACACUAGAGUGGACGUCUCAGUUUAGACUAAAUUUAAAUUCAGACACAAGAGUUUAAAGCUUCAGUCCUGAUUUACCCCCUGAGAGAAGUUCAAGUUGUGUUAGCGCCUGUGCAGAGGAGGUGUUCACCAGAGCAGUGACAGUUUACUGUUAAAUUUCAUGAUGGUACACUGGUAUGUGUUUCAGCGCAGGCUUGAAUCUUGAUGCAUGUUUGUAACGUGCACUCAUUGCAGAUCAGGUUGUGUCCUGCAUUAUUUCUGGAAGGAAACAAAAAUGUAAAUCUUAGUUUAUCACCAUUAAAAUGGGCUAUUUCUUCUUCUUUGGAGAGAAAUUGAUUAUAAUCAAACAUUUAAUUGGUAGCCUACUCCAUUUAUACAUUUUUAAAGUGAUAUCAGGAUCUCUUUGAAAAGGCUUAACCUUCGUUUGAGAAUUAACACAAGUUGGUAAAACUAGCAUGUCGCAGUUUUUUGGACGAGAUGAAAAAAUGUAUUUGUUAAGCAGCCUUGUUAAAACGGCUCUAAUUAGCCUCGGUAACCAAAUAUAUGUUGUUGUAGGUCCAAGGACUACAUGAUGUCACAGUCAUUUGUCAUUUGCAACGAAAAACAAACCACUGUCCAGGCUGGAUCAUCUGGAUUCAUCAGUGUAUUCUGUAUUUUUUAUUAAUGAGACACAUAUAUUUGAUGCCUAUAAUUUUUUUGUUUGAAUGUUUUUAUUUUUGUCUUUUAAGCCCUGUUGUCCAGGAUACAAGUCGAGAUAUCCCUGAUUUUUAAAAAAGCAAAAAAUGAAUAAAUGUGCUUCCCUUGUAACUUGAAGAAAGAAAUAAACAAAACAAAAAAUAUA